Messenger RNA from Otolemur garnettii (small-eared galago), 2050 nucleotides. It is a transcript of the gene BMX, whose product is annotated as BMX non-receptor tyrosine kinase. Gene Ontology annotation, biological process: intracellular signal transduction; B cell receptor signaling pathway; adaptive immune response. The record is from RefSeq and is a predicted model, not a curated record. Gene Ontology annotation, molecular function: ATP binding; non-membrane spanning protein tyrosine kinase activity. The transcript is spliced from 18 exons. NCBI's taxonomy places the organism in Eukaryota, Metazoa, Chordata, Mammalia, Primates, Galagidae.
CAGGAUGAUAAUAUGGACACCAAACCCAUUCUAGAAGAACUUCUUCUCAAAAGGUCGCAGCAAAAGAAGAAAAUGUCACCAAGUAAUUACAAAGAGCGCCUUUUUGUCUUGACCAAAACAAAUCUUUCCUACUAUGAAUAUGACAAAAUGAAAAGAGGCAGCAGAAAAGGAUCGAUUGAAAUUAAGAAAAUCAGGUGUGUGGAGAAAGUAAAUCUCGAGGAGCAGACACCCGUGGAGCGACAGUACCCAUUUCAGAUCGUCUAUAAAGAUGGGCUUCUCUAUGUCUAUGCAUCAAAUGAAGAAAGUCGAAGUCAGUGGUUGAAAGCAUUACAGAAAGAGAUAAGGGGCAACCCCCACCUGCUGAUCAAGUACCACAGUGGAUUCUUCGUGGAUGGGAAGUUCCUGUGCUGCCAGCAGAGCUGCAAAGCGGCCCCCGGCUGUACCCUCUGGGAAGCAUAUGCUGAUCUGCACAUUGCAGUCAAUGAAGAGAAACACAGACUUCCUACCUUCCCAGACAGGGUGCUGAAGAUUCCUCGGGCGGUUCCUGUGUUCAGGAUGCAUGCACCAUCUUCAAGUACCACUCCAGCCCAAUAUGACAGCAGUGACUCAAAGAAAAACUAUGGCUCCCAGCUAAAUGUCAACAUGUGUAUUCCACAGGAAGACUACCCUGACGGGUGGCAAGUAAGAAAACUGAAAAGUUUCUGAACCAUACCUGUCUCCCUCUCUAGCACUGAAGAUGUUGCAUGCAGUAACCAAAAGGAAAGAAACGUCGCAAAUCACAGAACCUCAAAGAUUUCGUGGGGAUUCCCUGAGUCAAGUUCAGGAUUCCCUGAAUCAAGUUCAUCGGAAGAAGAAGAAAACCUGGAUGAUUAUGACUGGUUUGCAGGUAACAUCUCCAGGUCGCAAUCUGAGCAGUUACUGAGACAAAAGGGAAAAGAAGGAGCAUUUAUGGUUAGAAACUCCAGCCAAGCAGGAAUGUACACGGUCUCAUUAUUUAGUAAGGCUGUGAAUGAUAAAAAAGGAACUGUCAAACAUUACCAUGUGCAUACAAAUGCUGAGAAAAAGUUAUACCUGGCAGAAAACUACUGUUUUGAUUCCAUUCCCAAACUUAUUCACUAUCAUCAACACAAUUCAGCAGGCAUGAUCACACGGCUCCGCCACCCUGUGUCAACCAAGGCCAACAAGGUCCCCGUCUCUGUGUCCCUGGGAACUGGCAUGUGGGAACUCAAAAGAGAAGAAAUUACGCUGUUGAAGGAGCUGGGAAGUGGCCAGUUCGGAGUGGUCCAGCUGGGCAAGUGGAAAGGGCAGUAUGAUGUGGCUGUUAAGAUGAUCAAGGAGGGCUCCAUGUCAGAAGAUGAAUUCUUCCAGGAGGCCCAGACCAUGAUGAAACUCAGCCAUCCCAAGCUGGUUAAAUUCUAUGGAGUUUGUUCAAAGAAAUACCCCAUAUACAUAGUGACUGAAUAUAUAACCAAUGGCUGCUUGCUGAAUUACCUGAGAAGUCAUGGAAAAGGACUUGAAACUUCCCAGCUCUUAGAAAUGUGCUAUGACGUGUGUGAAGGCAUGGCCUUCUUGGAGAGCCAGCAAUUCAUACACCGGGACUUGGCUGCACGGAACUGCUUGGUGGACAGUGAUCUCUCUGUGAAAGUGUCAGACUUUGGAAUGACGAGGUAUGUUCUUGAUGACCAGUAUGUCAGUUCAGUAGGAACGAAGUUCUCAGUCAAGUGGUCAGCUCCAGAGGUGUUUCACUACUUCAAAUACAGCAGCAAGUCCGAUGUAUGGGCAUUCGGGAUCCUGAUGUGGGAAGUAUUCAGCCUGGGAAAGCAGCCCUAUGACUUAUACGACAACUCCCAGGUGGUUGUGAAGGUCUCCCAGGGCCACAGGCUCUAUCGGCCUCAACUGGCAUCAGACACCAUCUACCAGAUAAUGUACAGCUGCUGGCAUGAGCUUCCAGAAAAGCGUCCAACAUUUCAGCAGCUCCUGUCUUCCAUUGAACCACUUCGAGAAAAAGACAGGCCUUGAAAAAGAAAUUAGGAGUGCUGAUGAGAAUGAA